Penicillium cinerascens is the source of this 1578-nucleotide messenger RNA. Its product is annotated as cytochrome P450. NCBI's taxonomy places the organism in Eukaryota, Fungi, Ascomycota, Eurotiomycetes, Eurotiales, Aspergillaceae. The coding region runs from base 1 to 1578 and encodes 525 amino acids. The transcript has 4 exons. Gene Ontology annotation, molecular function: monooxygenase activity; oxidoreductase activity, acting on paired donors, with incorporation or reduction of molecular oxygen; heme binding. The record is from RefSeq and is a predicted model, not a curated record.
AUGGGGCUGCAUUCACUUAAUUUGUCGCAAAUUCCCUUCUAUAUUCUGAUCGCUGGAGCUGCUGCUAUCGGUUUCUCGAUAUUGAAGGUUGCACAAGUGCUUCAAGGCAUGGAGAACCCUCUCAUUGAACAUGAAGAAUGUUUCGCCCGGGAAAACGGCUGCCAAGAACCGUUGCACAAUGUGUCUCACGGCUUGUUUGGCAUUGGAAUGGUUAGGGCCAUGCUCGCGGCUGGCCGCGAAAAACGUUUUCUUGAGCUGAUUUGCACCUGGCAUCGGGACUACGGUACCACGUUUAGGGCGACCAUGGCCGGUCGAAAGGUCGUCUUCACAGUUGAGCCUAAAAAUGUCCAGACCAUCUUAGCGCUCAAGUUCAAAGAUUUUGAGCUAGGCACAAUCCGAUCAGAUUCCAUGCGCCCACUUUUGGGUAACGGCAUCUUUUGUUCCGAUGGUGUGCAAUGGGAACACUCCCGAGCUCUUCUCCGUCCCAACUUUGCUCGCAACCAAAUCACCGACAUCGAGAUCUAUGAGACCCACGUCGCUAAACUCAUUCAACACAUUCCUGGCGACGGAUCAACGGUAGAUUUGCAGGACUUGUUCUUCAGAAUGACCCUUGAUUCAGCCACUGAAUUUUUGUUCGGAGAGUCCGUCCACUCGCUGAACGAUGUUACCUCUCCCGCCGCCUCGGCCUUUGCCAAGGACUUUGCCAUAUCCCAAGAGGGGCUGGCUAUCCGAGGUCGAAUGGGUUCCCUCAUGAUGUUUUACAGAAACAAGGAAUUCUCCAAGGCAGUGGUAGACGCCCGUUCUUAUGUCGACAGGUUUGUAGAGAAAGCCAUCAGCCAUCGAGUGGCAUUAGACAGCGGUCAAGAUGUUUCCGAAGAAGCCAGCAAACUUACUGAACAGCAAUAUGUCUUUUUAUACGAGCUGUCCAAACGAACCCUGGACAAAACGGAGCUCACAGACCAGCUGCUGAACAUUCUGUUGGCUGGCCGUGACACAACCGCUAGCUUAUUGAGCAUCACAUUCUUCAUCUUGGCGAGACGACCCGACAUCUGGACCAAACUUCGAAAAGAAGUGCUAGAGCUAGAUGGCCGGAAACCCACGUAUGAAGAUUUGAAAUCCAUGGCCUACCUGGGCUGGGUUCUGAACGAGUCUCUACGUACAUAUCCCAUCGUUCCCUUCAACGUACGCAUGGCCAACAAAGACACAUACCUACCUACUGGAGGUGGUCCAGAUGGAACGGCCCCUGUCUCUAUCCCCAAAGGUCAAGAGGUGAUGUACAGUGUAUAUGUAAUGCAACGCCAUCAAAAAUUCUUUGGGCCUGAUGCAGACGAAUACCGUCCGGAGAGGUGGGAGAACCUGAGACCCGGCUGGGCAUAUGUCCCCUUCAAUGGUGGCCCUCGAAUCUGUAUUGGGCAGCAGUUUGCUUUGACCGAGGCUGGAUAUACCGCCGUCAGACUCCUUCAACAUUUCGAGGCAAUUGAGAGCCGCGACUCGAAGCCAUUUGAGGAGGCUUUGACAUUGACCCUGUCAAGUGCUAAUGGAACGAAAGUUGCUAUGACGCCUGCGAAGAGCACUUGA